Panicum hallii is the source of this 1337-nucleotide messenger RNA. RefSeq lists its product as uncharacterized. Lineage: Eukaryota; Viridiplantae; Streptophyta; Magnoliopsida; Poales; Poaceae. Bases 37 to 1167 code for a protein of 376 amino acids. The record is from RefSeq and is a predicted model, not a curated record. The transcript is spliced from 3 exons.
UCCUCGUCGAGCCAAACCGCUGCGCUGCGCAGCGCCAUGGAGAGGCUUAUCUCUUCCUCGCCGCUCCUCCGCCGCGCGCCCGGCGCGGCCUCCGCCAUCGCCAAGCCCCGCGCGCCGCCCGGUCCUCCGUCCUUCCUCGCGGCCACGCCAUGCCGCGGCAGCGUCCGGGGGGCCGGGCUCCCCCUCAGGCCGCUCCUCGCCAGGCACCGGCCGCGCCCGACGCAGUCGUCGGCUGCCGCCGCGCCCUCACCGGCGGGAGGCCAGGCUGAUGCCGCGUCAUCCGCGAGGCGCCGCUUCUUCCAGAAGGUGACUUCUGCUGCAGCUGUCACUCUGCUCUCAGCUGUCAUCCUGACGCUAGUCCAGCCAUCCUGGGCGCCUCCGGCCCUGGCGCACUACCACCCCGUCGCCAAAGCGGGCACCACCCUCUUCAAGUCAGAGCUGCUCGGCAGCGCGUGGACGGGCUUCCUCGCCGGCUGCCUGCACACGCUCUCCGGCCCGGACCACCUCGCCGCGCUGGCGCCGCUCUCCAUCGGGCGGUCCCGGGUGGAGAGCGCCGCGGUGGGCGCGCUCUGGGGCGUCGGCCACGACGCCGGCCAGGUGAUGUUCGGCCUGCUGUUCCUCAGCCUCAGGGACCGCCUCCACAUCGAGGUCAUCCAGACCUGGAGCACCCGCGUCGUCGCGCUCACGCUGCUCGUCAUCGGCGCGCUCGGGAUCCGGGAGGCCGGCGAGGUGCCCACGCCGUGCGUCGCGCUGGAGAACGGCGAGUGCGACGUCAGCGGCGUGGUGGACCACCACCACGGCCACCGCCACCCCGCCGAGGCGACGCUGCCGGGCGGCAAGAUGAAGAUCAACUUCGCGACGUUCGCCACCGGGAUCGUCCACGGCCUGCAGCCGGACGCGCUUAUGAUGGUGCUGCCGGCGCUGGCCCUCCCCUCGCGCGCCGCCGGCGCCGCCUUCCUCGGCAUGUUCCUCGUCGGGACCGUGGUCUCCAUGGGGAGCUACACCGUCUUCAUCGGCUCGUGCACGGAGGCGCUCAAGGACAGGGUCCCUCGGAUCACGGAGAAGCUGACAUGGGCGGCGUCGCUCCUGGCCAUAUCCAUGGGGCUCGCCAUCCUCGUCAGCCAGUCCUUCGAGCGCCUUCCUCUCGAUCGAGAGCCGCUGCUUUAGGGUUGAUCAUCAGAUGAAUGAGCUGCAUAAGGUGUUCUUCAGAUGACAGGGGCGGACACAAUGUAGGUGCAUGGGUGGACAAAUGCACACCUAAUAAUUUUUAAAAAAUAUUUCAGUUAGUAUGCAUAGAUAUAUAGAGAUUGUGUAUAGUUAAAUCAAAAACAAAAUAA